GUGCAGUAGCGAUGAAGCCUGAGCUGGAGCAGUGGGUCCAGAGGAACAGCAUCCUCAUCAAGGCAGAAGAGCGCUUCUGCAUCUGGCAGCUGAAUACGAGAACGAAACACGAAGACAAGAAGAACAAGGUGCGCGUGCUCGCCGUCGGUCCAGAGAAACAGCUGGAGGUGAAGUCCGUGCUGCUGCUGGGUGAGACGGGCGCAGGGAAGACCCUCUUCCUCAACGCUUUCCUCAACAGGCUGUUUGGCGUCACUGCGGGAGACAAGACUCGGCUCCAGCUGAAAGACCAGAUGGACACAAGGGAUAAGAAGACCACGCAGAGUCAGACGGAGUACACCACGGCCUACAUCAUUUACCACCAACAAGGCAUGUCUGGCCCUUAUAACUACAUGAUCAUUGACACCCCCGGCCUGGGCGACACGGAGGGCGCCGAGAAAGACAAAAUCAAUGAGCAAUGUCUGAGGUUUUACCUGAUCGAUGAAAAGUGGAUUAGUCACGUCAACAGUGUCGGAUUGGUCUGGAAGGGAAGCGAGCACAGAUAUGACGAGAGGAAGAGAGAAAUACUCAGUCGAAUCAAGCAACUCUUAGGCUUCGACAUCAAGCCUUUCACAGACAUAUUGCUUACAUUUACAACAGAUACAGCAGUGGAUGCUGUUAAAGUUGUAGAGGCAUCAGGGAUAGGAUACAACCAAGUGUUUAGCUUUAAUAACAAACCUCUUUAUGAAUGCCAUGCUGCAAAGACAAGGGAAGACCAGAUGCACGGGCUGAUGUGGGAAUACAUGAAAGAGAGUCAUGGCCUGUUUCUAGAAGAGCUCAAUCGGAGAGAGGGCGUCAGCCUCAAAAUUACUGCCCGAUUAAUCCUCACUCAGAUGAAACUCGAAGACUUACAGCGUGAACAGCAAGUGCAAAGGCAGCACAAAGCAAACCUCUCGUCUCGGGUCCAGCAGCACGAAGGGGAAAUGUGUGACCUCGAGGAGGAGGCAACAAGGGUCGACUGGGACAAGAUUGAGGAUCUGGACACAAGCAGGGAAAUCAUAGUCCUCGACGACGGACGCCACUGCCACUACUGCAGAAAGUGUUACAAGACUUGUAUUCCAGCUUGCAGAGCCGUCCACAAGACUGCAGUUGCUCCAGUAAUGGAAGAGGAAAGUGUGGUUGAGAAGAUACUGGAAGUUGUUGGGGCUGUUGGUGCCAUUGGGCCGUUACGUAUUGUUAAUAUGCCAUUGGCGUUGGCCUCUGCUGCAGUUUCGUUAGGCGCCUUUGUUGGGAAGGCAAUCAUGAGUCACAUUCGAACCAAGAAAUCAAAAGAAAAAACGGAGAGCUUGCACGCCAGUGAGGGCAGGAAUAAGUGCAUAAAAUGCGACCAUUUACUAUUAGAUCAUGAAGUUAGAGACAAGAUCAUCUUCAAAGAUGCUACAUGGGAUCAGAAAGUGAAUCUGCUCAAGAAACUGAAGUAUGAAGAAGUCAUGGGGAAAAAAUCUGGUCUCGAGGAGAAGAUUGCAUCAUGCAAGGCAGAACUAGAGUUAAUAAACAAGCGGGAGAAACAAGAUGAUGGCACGCUUAAAGAAUAUGAAAAACAAAUUAAUGAACUCAGGAUGGGGAAGUAAAGUGCGAAAUAGUCACCUUUGUGCUGGAUCUGAGAUUUUUCCCCAUUUUGCCUGUGAACUAAUUUGCAUCCGGCUCAGUUAGUGCCACCAAUUUGCUAGUUGUUCACGCGCUAAACAUUUGUAGUUAGCGGCCAUUUCAGUUUUCCCUUUUUGUCUUCACUUUCCUUUGCUAAAUGUAUGUAUGUCAUUAGGAUAAUGCUUUUUCUCUUACCUGUCCAUUUUAUUUGAUUUGCUCUUGGACAGGGAUUGAAGUUAUCGAGCUAAUUACCACAUAGAAGCCGAGGCACUAAUUAUGGCCGGAUUCUUUCUGUUGUUGAAGUAAAGGUCUUUAUUAUGCUCAA
Penaeus indicus is the source of this 1948-nucleotide messenger RNA. RefSeq lists its product as uncharacterized. NCBI's taxonomy places the organism in Eukaryota, Metazoa, Arthropoda, Malacostraca, Decapoda, Penaeidae. The transcript has a single exon. The coding region runs from base 12 to 1607 and encodes 531 amino acids. The record is from RefSeq and is a predicted model, not a curated record.